Molecule: messenger RNA, 3369 nt
Organism: Punica granatum (pomegranate)
Lineage: Eukaryota; Viridiplantae; Streptophyta; Magnoliopsida; Myrtales; Lythraceae
Source: RefSeq, a predicted model, not a curated record
CAUGCCAUCGAGUGAUAAUCGAGCUUCUAAUGUAAGACCAAGGUGACUCAAGAAAGGACCGACGACGCAGAUAUUUGCCGAACAAUGCCCCGUGCUUUCGGCAAACUCAAAUCGUGAGCCCAAUAGAUUUAUGUGUAAGCCCACGUCCUCUAGUUAGGCCCGUAACCCAAUGUAGUACUGUAAUGGGCCCAUGAGGCCCAUUAUUUGAACCGAGCGAUGGGCUUCACAGGUACCUCAAUAGUCAUUACUUCGGCCACUUUUUUCCGGUGACUGAACUGUAGAGGAGAGGCGCUUGCACCUGCAUGAGCUUCAAUGGAGCCUCUGCCUCCUUUAACCGCCACCCCCGUCGUGUCCUCCGCCUCCUCCGAGGGUGCACGGAGCUUCGAUCCGUGGACGCAACAGAAUGUCUCCACGCAGUCGUCAUCACGAUGGGUUCUUACGCGGUUCAGCCCAUCUUCCUCAACAACAAUCUCGUCUCACUUUACGCUGCUGCCGGGGAACUGGCCACCGCGCGCAAGGUGUUCGACAGGAUGCAUGAGAGAAACACCGUGUCGUAUAACACCCUAAUUGGUGCUUAUAGCCGGCGCAGCCACUUAAAGGAAUCUUGGAGUAUUUUCUCGGAAAUGGUUGGUCUCGGCUUCGAGCCCACGCAGCACUCAGUGACUGGGUUGCUCUCCGCCCCAUCAGCUGGCAUUUGUCUUGGGGCUCAGCUGCAGGCGAUGGUGAUGAAAAGCGGGCUUUUUUAUGCCAACGCCUUUGUGGGCACUGCUCUGCUGAAUUUGAAUGGCAGGAACGGGUAUUUGGACGAAGCCGUCAGAGUGUUCGAAGAUAUGCCUCGGAAAAGCAUGGUUACAUGGAACUCUAUGCUGACUUUAUUAGGACAGAAUGGCUUCUCUGGAUUAUGCGGGCAUUUGUUCUGUGAGCUUACGCGGAAAGAUGCUGGCUUGUCAGAAUGUUCUUUAAUCGGUGUGUUGUCUGGCUGUAUAGACGGACAGGACCUGGGACUGGGAGAGCAAGUACAUGGUUUGGUCCUUAAGAACGGUUAUUAUUCUGAAGCUUCAGUUGUUAAUUCUCUAAUUAGUAUGUAUGCCAAAUGUCUGGGCCCGAGCUUUGCUGAGAAAGCGUUUGAGGAGCUUCGCGCUCGUGAUGUCGUGUCCUGGAAUAUAAUAAUUGGGGCCUGUGCGAAGAGCGGAAAACCUGAAAGAGCUUUGCAACUCUUUCAUAGGAUGUCAGCUGAUGGUGUCCUGCCUAAUCAAACGACCUUUGCAGUUAUGGUCAACUCUUGUAUCGGCGUGGGCCUCCUGAUUGGAGAAUUUGUGCACGCCAAGAUAUUUAAGAACGCUUAUGUGUCUGAUAUUUUUGUGGGCAGUGCAUUGAUCGACUUCUACUCAAAAUAUGACAAACUCGAUGCAGCCCGUGGUUGUUUUGACGAAAUUUGCGAGAAGACUACUGUUUCUUGGAAUGCUCUCUUAUCGGGUUAUGCAAAUAGUCAAUCCAAUACUGCACCUUUUUUGUUUCUUGAAAUGGUAGAAGCGGGUCAUCAGCCAAACGAGUUGACAUUUUCUGCUGUUCUUAAAGCAUCAUCAAGUUUUGAGCUUCAGCAGUUUCAUUGUAUGGUCAUAAAAAUGGGUUAUGAGUCUAAUGGAUAUGUACUGAGCUCCCUGAUCACUUCAUAUGCCAGAAAUGGUCUCAUAUCUGAUGCCUUGGCCUUUGUUUCGGAUUCUGAUCAAGACCUUACAGUUGGUCCGGCCAACAGCAUUGCUGGAAUAUACAGCAGAAGUGGUCAGUACCUUGAGGCAGUGAAGCUGCUUUCUGGGCUUGAAGAACCUGACCUUGUAUCCUGGAAUAUUGUGAUUGCCGCUUGUGCUAGAAGUCAUAAUCAUGCUGAAGUCCUCGAACUUUUCAAACACAUGCAUAUGAUUAGAAUACAACCAGAUAAGUUCACCUUUGUAAGCCUUUUGACUGUUUGUAGUAGGCUAUGCAAUCUUGCUCUUGGAAGUUCCAUUCAUGGUCUGAUGAUAAAGUUGAAUUUUAAUCAAUGCGAUACAAUGACGUGCAAUAUUCUGAUGGAUAUGUAUGGGAAAUGUGGAAGCAUUGGGAGUUCAGUAAAAAUCUUCGAGAGAAUGACUGAUAAGAACAUCGUCACUUGGACUGUACUGAUUUCUGGUCUUGCAGUGAAUGGCCGCCCUUUGGAAGCAUUAGAGAGGUUCAGGGAGAUGGAGUCACUGGGUUUUAAGUCUGAUGGUGUCCUUUUCAAUGCACUUCUUAGAGCGUGCAGACAUGGUGGGCUAGUGAGGAAAGGGAUGGAGUUGUUUCAACUUAUGAAAACCCAUCACGGUAUUGAGCCUGGAAUGGAUCAUUAUCACUGUAUGGUGGACUUAUUGACCCAAAGUGGGUAUAUUAGAGAAGCAGAGCAAAUGAUUGCUAGAAUGCCUUUCCCACCACAUGCCGCUUUGUGGCGCAGUUUCCUUGAAGGUUGCAAGAGAAGAGGAAGUGCAGAGGACAUUGAGUUGGAGCAAGGAAAGGAAGUGUCAGUUUGAUGAAUUAACCAUGGUGAAUAGAAUUGCGCAUACAAUCAUUGGCUGUUGGAAGAAAAUGAAAUUUGGCGUUCUAUUGAAUCGCAGAUUUCUGAUCAGGAAAAUUGUUUUCUUGUUAGCAUAUGGGGGUCAAAAAUGGGCAGAAGGACCCGUAUUAAGCUAGCUCAGUUAUCAAUAAUAAUUGCCCAUGCUCUGAUAAUCUAUUGGAGCAGGGCUAUGCUUCUCUUGUUAACUACUGGGGUGAAGAAGAUGUCCUUUGCUUGGUUUGCUGCGCAGGCUUUACGAAGGGUGAAGUUUCACGUCACUCGACUUUCUUUUGUUAGGUUGGGAAGCUGAUUUGCUCGGUCAAUUCAAUUGUCAACAUAAUCUGGAAGCAAAGUUGUCAGCGUUUUCCUCACAAGGAUCUGUAACUCAGAAGCAAGGGGAGAGGGACCUGGAUGCAUCAUGGUGGAGAAGAAGUCUGUAGCCGCCUUCUACUACGUGAGCUUGUUGCUGGCUAUGACCAACUCGAGACGUUGUCAGAUCAGUUUUACGAUGUGGACCCCAGAAGAAAGGCACCUGGAGGACCCGAGCCCGAACAUCACCUGUGAUCACUACUCUGCAUUUUCUUGGUCCAUCAAUCUUGUUCAGUUUGAAUGCUUGAACUUGUAUGGCUCGCGACCUUUCUUAGUUCCCCUUCUUUGUAUACAGAUUUUUAGAACGCGUGUUUCCGUGAGGAUGAUCUCUCUGCCUUUUGGUUAGAUGAAGCAUUCUGAGAUCAUGUUACGGUUUGUAAUAUUGCAUAAAUUUACUGCCAACCUUUGGCCACUAAAAGAAACUUUUCGACUGCAAA